Messenger RNA from Brassica rapa (field mustard), 5640 nucleotides. Its product is annotated as protein BRASSINOSTEROID INSENSITIVE 1. Lineage: Eukaryota; Viridiplantae; Streptophyta; Magnoliopsida; Brassicales; Brassicaceae. Gene Ontology annotation, biological process: protein phosphorylation. The record is from RefSeq and is a predicted model, not a curated record. Gene Ontology annotation, molecular function: ATP binding; protein binding; protein kinase activity.
CAUGUACGGUUAGAUUUACCGAAGAAGAAGAAUAAAUAAAAGCAAAUCAACAUUUAUUUACCAGGUUGAUUUUUGACCGUUGAGAUGAGAUCAAUGGCUGGGAUUGGAUUCAGACCAUUCGGGGUCCAUCUCGUACAGUAUUGCAAACAUUUACGAACGUCUGUGUUAGUCACACUUUAGAUAGGUACACUACUCUCUACCAAUCAACCUCGUCUCCAUGAGCGCUGCGCUGUACACCUAAACGAUGCCGGUUUGUUAUCGCGUGUUGAUAACUGGGGAAGGGAGAGCGUGGGGGUUCCGCCACACGAACGCUUAACCAGUAAGAGGAGGACAGUUUCGCCUAUUUAUGAAGUUAGAGUCAUUGCCUAAUUGCCUUCUUGGCGUUUUGCUUAAUUAUGAUGACAUUAUAGAAUACAAUGUUAUAUUAUGAGAUAUAUACAUAAUAAAUACAUCGCUACACACUUUUCAUUUCAGUUCGUGUAAAAGGUUACUUGUACCAAUAUAAUAUUUAGAUCACGGCGUUUUUUUCGUUCAUUGUACUUACACAAACCUUCCAAAAAGAGUUACAAAAAUGUCAUUCUCCUUAAUUUUCUUCUUUAUUUAGGUGGCGAAGUGAGAUUGGUUCAAACUCGAAAACACUGACCAGUUUUCAUGCACCAAUAGUAUUAAAGUGAUAAUAAUAUACUAAUAUAAUAGAAAAGGCCUUGACAAAAGUUUGGUCUAUCCGUCUAUGUUAAGUGCCACAGAAACCGAAAGAGAUCUAACGUAAAAGUAAGAGAGGUUAGCCAACUAGUGAGAAAAGGAUUAGCAAAGACUGAUGAUAGUAUUAAUGAGAAAAGAAUUAGCGAAGGCAUAAUUAUAACAAAAUUAAUAAUUGAUAUUAAAGAAAAGAGAUGGAAUCUGCCACUAAUUGACACUCAUGUCCCAAUCGUCGAUCACACGUACGCUCGUUUUUUUUCUUUCUUUCUCUUUUGUAUAAAGCUAGAGAGACAAUCUCUCCUCCAACUUUUCUUUGUUUCAGGCACAAGUGCGAGUGAACAAUAGUCGGGUGCUAAUUUUAAAGGUUUGUGUGGUUGGUACUACUAACAUAAUUUACCUUAACGUUAUACAUUUUUCUCCCUAUCACAUUCAAAACAUUAACACAUUAUACUACGAUUAUCAUGACAAAAAGAUUUCGAUCCUUAUAUUACGUUCCAGUUUUACUGGUUUACUUAACCACUAUUCCAUAAAUGAGGAUAUCAGAAUAGACACAUCUAUUUUUUUUGGUAAGACAAGCUAAAGGUGAGUGAGAUAGAAUAUUGAGAAAUAGUUGUUGAUCAAAAAAAAAAAAAAAAGAGAAAUAGUUGACAAAGUCUAAAGAUAAGAUUAUAGCUUGUGGAGGAGCUGUUCCCAUCCCCUAAUCUCGCGUUGAUUAAACUUCUCUCAUGUACUGACACAUAUAACAUCAUUUCUUUAUCUAUCUAUUUUAAAAAUUGCUUUAAAGAUUAAGGAUUUGGUAAUGUCAUUAUUUUAUUAAUUUCAUUGUAUCCUCUUGCAUUAAUUAUUAUUUUCAUAGUUUAAAAGUAGUAUUAUUUGUUUGUAUCUGUUAUCGAAACUGAAAUUAAUAUUUUGAAGUAAUAAUCAGAAGAAGAGGUAACAUGCCAUGUGAGUCCACAGCUGUGACCACUCUUGCCUUAUAUACCUUCUUCCAUCUUCCUUCUUCCGUCUUUUGACUCUCUUCUCUCUUCUAAAUCUCUCUCCAAAGCUUUCAUUUCCUCUCUAAUGGUGAAACCAAAACCCUAGAUUCACUCUCCAUCCAUCUUAUCUCUAGAAUGAACACUUUUCUAAGCGUCUUUCUUUCUGUAACCACUCUCAUCUCCUUCUUUUCUCUUUCCCUUCAAGCUUCUUCAGCUUCUCAGUCCUUGUACAGAGAAAUUCACCAGCUUAUCAGCUUCAAAAACGUUCUUCCCGACAAGAACCUGCUCCCAGAUUGGUCUCCCAACAAGAACCCGUGUACAUACGACGGCGUGACUUGCAGAGACGACAAGGUUACUUCGAUUGAUCUCAGCUCCAAGCCUCUCAACGUCGGAUUCAGCGCCGUGGCUUCGUCUCUCUUGUCCCUCACCGGAUUAGAAUCUCUGUCUCUCUCAGACUCCCACAUCAACGGCUCCAUCACUACCUUCAAGUGCUCUGCUUCUCUCACCACCUUGGAUCUAUCUCGGAACUCUAUCUCCGGUCCUGUGACUACUUUGUCAAGCCUCGGUUCAUGCACCGGUCUGAAAUAUCUCAACGUCUCCUCCAACACCCUCGAUUUUCCCGCGAAAAUCUCAGGUGGGAUGAAGCUCAGCAGCUUAGAAGUUCUUGAUCUCUCCGCGAACUCGCUCUCAGGUGAUAACGUCGUCGGUUGGGCUCUCUCCGACGGCUGUGAAGCGUUGAAGCACUUUGCGAUCAGCGGAAACAAAAUCAGCGGAGACGUUGAUGUCUCACGCUGCGUGAAUCUCGAGUUUCUCGAUGUUUCCUCGAACAAUUUCUCCACCGGGAUUCCAUCUCUCGGAGACUGCUCGGCUCUGCGUCAUCUCGACAUCUCCGGGAACAAAUUAUCCGGCGAUUUCUCCCGUGCCAUCUCCUCCUGCACAGACCUCAGGUCGUUGAACGUCUCCGGCAAUCUCUUCGCCGGAACCAUCCCUUCACUGCCGCUCAAAAGCCUCCGGUAUCUCUCCCUAGCAGCGAACAAAUUCACCGGCGAGAUUCCGGUGAUUCUCUCCGGCGCGUGUGGUACACUCACCGGACUCGAUCUCUCCGGAAACGACUUCUACGGUACGGUUCCUCCUUCCUUCGGCUCUUGCUCCCUCCUGGAGUCACUCGUGCUGUCGAGUAACAACUUCUCCGGCGAGUUACCGAUGGAUACGCUACUGAAGAUGAGUGCUCUCAAGGUGCUCGAUCUCUCUUUCAACGAGUUUUCCGGCGAGUUACCGGAAUCUCUGACGAACCUUUCCGCUUCGCUGCUAACGCUAGAUCUCAGCUCCAACAAAUUCACCGGUACGAUUCUUCCGAAUCUCUGCCGGAGCACUAAGAACACGCUCCAGGAGCUUUACCUUCAGAACAACGGCUUCACCGGGAAGAUUCCGCCGACGUUAAGCAACUGUUCGGAGCUCGUAUCGCUACACCUGAGCUUCAAUUACCUCUCCGGGGCGAUCCCGUCGAGCCUAGGCUCUCUGUCUAAGCUCCGAGAUCUGAAGCUAUGGAUGAAUAUGCUUGAAGGUGAGAUCCCUCAAGAGCUAAUGUACGUCAACUCCUUGGAGACUCUCAUUCUCGACUUCAACGACUUAACCGGCGAAAUCCCUUCCGGUUUAAGCAACUGCACCAACCUGAAUUGGAUAUCACUCUCGAAUAACCGGUUAACCGGUCAGAUUCCUCGCUGGAUCGGGCGGUUAGAGAAUCUCGCCAUCCUCAAGCUGAGCAACAACUCGUUCCAAGGAAACAUUCCGGCUGAGCUCGGCGACUGCCGGAGCCUAAUCUGGCUCGAUCUCAACACCAAUAAACUCAACGGGACGAUUCCGGCGGAAAUGUUCAAACAAUCGGGGAAAAUCGCUGCGAAUUUCAUAGCGGGGAAGAGGUACGCUUACAUCAAAAACGAUGGGAUGAAUAAAGAGUGUCACGGAGCUGGUAACUUGCUUGAGUUUCAAGGAAUCAGACCGGAGCAGCUUAACCGGGUUUCCACGAGGAACCCGUGUAAUUUCACUAGAGUCUAUAACGGUCACACUUCGCCUACGUUUCAUAACAACGGCUCUAUGAUGUUCCUCGACAUGUCUUAUAACAUGUUGUCUGGAUACAUACCGAAAGAGAUUGGUUCCAUGCUCUAUCUGUUUAUUCUCAACUUGGGUCAUAACUUUAUCUCUGGUUCGAUCCCUGACGAGGUUGGUGAUCUUAGAGGGUUGAACAUUCUUGAUCUUUCGAGCAAUAAGCUCGACGGGAGGAUCCCUACGGCUAUGUCAGAACUCUCUAUGCUUUCUGAGAUUGAUUUGUCCAACAAUUUGUUAUCCGGACCGAUUCCUGAGACGGGUCAGUUCGAGACGUUUCCACCGGCCAAGUUCUUGAACAACUCUGGUCUCUGCGGUUAUCCGCUUCCAAAGUGUGGUCCUGCAAAUGGAGACGGGGGUGCUCACCAUUCAAGAUCUCACGGCAGGAAACUGCCAUCUCUUGCGGGUAGCGUGGCCAUGGGGCUGUUGUUCUCGUUUGUAUGUAUAUUUGGGCUCAUCCUUCUUGGUAGAGAGAUGAGGAAGAGACGGAGGGAGAGAGAGGCGGCGUUGGAGAUGUAUGCGGAAGGGAAUGGGAACUCCGGCGAUAGAACCGCUUACAACACGGACUGGAAGAUGACUGGUGUAAAAGAAGCAUUGAGUAUCAACCUUGCAGCUUUCGAGAAGCCGUUGCGGAAACUCACCUUUGCGGAUCUUCUCCAGGCCACGAAUGGAUUCCACAACGAUAGUAUGAUUGGUUCAGGCGGGUUCGGAGAUGUUUACAAGGCGGUUUUGAAAGAUGGAAGCGCAGUGGCUAUCAAGAAACUGAUCCAGAUUAGUGGCCAAGGCGAUAGAGAGUUCAUGGCGGAGAUGGAGACGAUAGGGAAGAUCAAACACAGGAACCUUGUUCCCCUUCUCGGUUACUGCAAAGUCGGAGAAGAGCGGCUUCUCGUGUACGAGUUCAUGAAGUAUGGGAGCUUGGAAGAUGUAUUGCACGACCCAAAGAAAGCUGGCGUGAAACUUAACUGGUCCAUGCGGCGAAAAAUCGCCAUUGGAUCGGCUAGAGGACUCGCCUUUCUUCACCACAACUGCAUUCCUCAUAUCAUCCACAGAGAUAUGAAAUCCAGCAACGUUCUGCUAGACGAGAACUUGGAAGCGAGGGUUUCAGAUUUCGGCAUGGCGCGGCUGAUGAGCGCGAUGGACACGCAUUUGAGUGUCAGUACAUUAGCCGGAACACCAGGCUAUGUUCCUCCUGAAUAUUACCAAAGCUUCAGGUGUUCAACAAAAGGAGACGUUUACAGUUACGGCGUGGUGUUGCUAGAGCUGCUUACGGGUAAACGACCAACCGAUUCACCGGAUUUUGGAGAUAAUAACCUUGUUGGAUGGGUAAAACAGCAUGCGAAACUGCGGGUUAGUGAUGUGUUCGAUCAAGAGAUUAUUAAGGAAGAUCCAACACUAGAGAAUGAACUUAUACAGCACCUAAAAGUUGCAAUGGCUUGUUUGGAUGAUCGGGCUUGGAAGCGACCGACCAUGAUACAAGUCAUGGCGAAGUUUAAGGAGAUACAAGCGGAGUCGGGGAUAGAUUCACAGUCGACGAUUGGAUCAAUAGAGGAUGGAGGGUUCAGUACAAUAGAGAUGACUGAUAUGAGUAUUAAAGAAGUUCCCGAAGGAAAAUUCUGAAGAGUUUAGGAACAUAACCAAACCAGAUUCUUUUGAACUCCAAGGGUCCACUCCAGUUUUCCUUUGGUCUAUUCUUUUUUGUAUCUUUCUACUGUAUUCUAAAAUGUAUGUAUGUAUUUAUGUUAUUUAUACACAUAAGACCGGAUGUUUGGUUCGUUUGGACUUGGGGUGGACAAAAAAGAGUAGCAACUUUGUUAAGAAUAUGUAAAUAUACAGUUUUUUUGUAACUACAGUUUUUUUCUUA